AUGAGCGGAGCAGCAUCGUAUCUGGCGAGGAGGGCAACGCAGAGGGAGAAAGUUGGAAUCCUCUACAGACGUGCCCUCAAAUACUCUAUCAAUUGUGCCAUUCACCGCCAUCUCUUUUACCCUGAUGCCGAUGCACUUCGUGAGAGAUUCGAUGCGAACAAGAACGUGGUAUCACUACUACUCGUUACACAAGUUCGCGAGCCAUUUGAUUCAAAUAGAAGAAUGAGGUUGCGAUUGAUUCAAGAAAAUGGUUGA
This is a messenger RNA of Lactuca virosa, 255 nucleotides long. Lineage: Eukaryota; Viridiplantae; Streptophyta; Magnoliopsida; Asterales; Asteraceae. The record is from the annotation of a GenBank genome assembly.